This is a messenger RNA of Heteronotia binoei (common prickly gecko), 13558 nucleotides long. It is a transcript of the gene ZHX1, whose product is annotated as zinc fingers and homeoboxes 1. The coding region runs from base 457 to 3048 and encodes 863 amino acids. Gene Ontology annotation, biological process: regulation of transcription by RNA polymerase II. The transcript is spliced from 3 exons. Lineage: Eukaryota; Metazoa; Chordata; Lepidosauria; Squamata; Gekkonidae. Gene Ontology annotation, molecular function: DNA-binding transcription factor activity, RNA polymerase II-specific; DNA binding. The record is from RefSeq and is a predicted model, not a curated record. Gene Ontology annotation, cellular component: nucleus.
GCUUGAACCCCCUUCAGGGCUCCGGCGGGACGCCCAAGGGGGACUGAGGGGAGAGUGCCACUCUGUUUUCUUGGUUACUGGAUGAUAAAGAUGACGGUCCCUCUUCCAUUCCCAAGAAUUUGAUGGACAUAAUAAGCUGGAGUCUCUGAGGAGAUCUGGCAAAAAUAAAAAAAGCGUAUUUGAAAGCGGGCCUGAACUCAAAGCGGUGCAGAUGUUAAGAAGUUGCUGCUCUUUCUUAUAUCCUCCUGACUGCAAGUGACAGUCUUACCUAGUUGCACUACAACAAUGCUGCUGACGUGAUAAAUGUGCAGAGUUUGCCAUGCAUUGACUUGUUCUACCUUAAAGCCAUUAUAGUAAAACCAAGCAUAUGGAAAUUGUGAAGUGGCAUUACCAACAUUGGUUCCAUUGAUAUAUAUAUAUAGAUAUAUAUAUAUAUGUAUAUUUAACUGCAUUAGAAUGGCAAGUAAACGAAAAUCCACCGUACCCUGCAUGGUGCUUGCAAGUGAGCCGGAUCCAGACUUGGAAGCCGUGUCUGAUGUUGAGGAAGGACCACCUGUGACCACACCGGCAGAAAGUGUGAUGAGCGACGAGGAUUCUCGAGAAUACGUGGACUCGGACAAUCAGCCAAACAAAAAAGUUGAAGGAGGAUACGAAUGCAAAUACUGCACAUUUCAGACUACAGAUCUCAAUAUGUUUACUUUCCACGUUGACUCCGAGCACCCCAACGUUGUACUGAGUUCUUCUUACGUCUGUCUCGAAUGCAGGUUUGUCACCAAAAGGUAUGAUGCUCUUUCGGAACAUAAUGUGAAGCACCACCCUGGCGAGGAGAACUUUAAACUGACCAUGGUGAGACGUAACAACCAGACAAUCUUCGAGCAGACGGUGAAUGACCUCACUUUUGAUGGGAGCUUCGUGCAUGAGGACAAAGCUGAAGAGACAGAAGGAUCUGAGUUUCCCAAUUCAGGCAUCUCGAUUAGCAAAACCCCCAUUAUGAAAAUGAUGAAAAACAAGAAUGAGGCCAAGCGGAUUGCUGUUCUUCACGGUGCUGCCGAGGAACGCCCUGGGGAAGAAAAAGAUACUGAAACUGACCCAGACUGUGAGGAAAUAAUAGAAAAGCCAGUUUCUACUGCUACAGACACCAGCACAAGUAAUACACCGGCUACGGAGACUAUUAGCACAAUUGUGAACCCCACCACAUUGAUUCAACCUACACAAGUGAUCGCCACCAUAGCAUCUCCGCAGAACUCCAACCUAAUUUCAAAAGUCUUGAUCCCUGUCAACAGCAUUCCUACCUACAACAGUGCUUUGGAUAACAACGCCCUCUUGCUUAACACCUACAGCAAGUUUCCCUAUCCAACCGUGUCAGAGAUUACACUUCUUGCUAAUCAAGCAAAAUAUACCGAGGAGCAGAUCAAGAUCUGGUUCUCUGCCCAGCGUUUGAAACAUGGGGUCAGCUGGACGCCUGAGGAAGUGGAAGAAGCGAGGAGGAAGCAGUUCAAUGGCACUGUGCACACUGUCCCUCAAACAAUUACGGUGAUACCGGCACACAUUUCAACAGCCGGCAACGGUCUGCCUUCCAUUCUGCAGACCUGCCAAAUUGUUGGCCAGCCCAGCCUAGUUCUUACACAGGUUGCUGGUGCAGGUACGCUUCCGGUGACAACCCCGAUAGCCUUGACUGUGGCAGGGGUCCCAAAUCAGCCCCAACUGCAGAAAGCGCAGGUCCAAACUGCACAGCCUGUCGCUGAAACCAAGCAAGUAGCCGCUGUCCCGGCUGCUGUCCCUGCCCCUCAGCCUACAAAAUCGGAAGUGGUGAUAGCAAAUGCAGACUCUGCUGGAGCGCGUGCAAAGAAAACAAAAGAGCAGCUGACGGAGCUAAAAAUCAGCUACCUGAAAAAUCACUUUCCUCAAGAUUCUGAGAUAACCAGGCUCAUGAAAAUAACAGGCCUGACGAAGGGGGAGAUCAAAAAAUGGUUCAGUGACACCAGGUACAACCAGCGAAACUCAAAGCAUAACCAUUAUAAUAAUCUCGGCAACGAUUCUUGCCCUAUCAUCAUUGAUUCGAGUGAUGAAACAAACGAAUCCCCAACCCUGGCCUCACCGCAGCAGAAGCAGUCAUGGAAUGCCUCUGAUGGCACCACACAGAAAUUCAAAGAGAAGACCCCCAAGCAGCUGCAAGUCCUCGAAGACAGUUUUCAAAACAAUUCCAUCCUUACAGAUGAUGAACUGGCUAGAUUAAUGUCAGAAACUAAUCUCACCAGGCAAGAGAUCGAUGCUUGGUUCACGGAACAGAAGAAGUCCAAAAGUUUAAGCGAGGAAAGUGAGGAACUAAACGAGAGCAAUGGAAGCAUCUCAAAGGAAACAUCCACAGAGACAUCUGGUGGCGAAGGGACUCAGAAGUCGGGAAAGCUAAGUAAGAAGACCCCAGAGCAGCUCCAUAUGCUGAAAAUGUCAUUUGUCCGGACGCAGUGGCCGUCCGCAGAAGAAUAUGACAAGUUGGCUGAAGAAAGCGGACUUCCUCGACCAGAGAUUGUUAGUUGGUUUGGAGAUACUCGUUAUGCGUGGAAAAACGGUGGCUUGAAAUGGUACUACUCCUAUCAAGGGGCCAAUGCAAAUAGUGUGAAUGGUCAAAGCGGUUCCAGGAGGAGAGGGCGAGGAAGACCAAAGGGAAGAGGGAGAGGAAGGCCUCGCGGGCGAGCCAGAGGGAACAACAAAAGGAUCAAACACUGGGACCGGACUCCGGUCAUCAAAUUUAAAACUGGAAAAGCGAUCCUGAAGGAUUAUUACCUAAAACACAAAUUCCUUAAUGAACAGGACCUCGAUGAGCUGGUUGCCAAAUCACAUAUGGGAUACGAGCAGGUCAGGGAGUGGUUCGCGGAUAUGCAGAAGAGAGCAGAGCAAGGCCUCGAGCUGUUCGACGAGGAGGAGGAAGAGGAGGAGCUGCUGGAUGAGGACGACGAAGAGGAGGACGAGGACGACGAAGAAACGGAUGACAGUGACAAUUGGGAACCCCCUCGGCAUGUUAGGCGUAGGCUCUCAAAAUCAGACUGACAUGUAAGUUUCUGGGCUGUGGGAAACCGUAAUCUUGCUGUGUUGCACCAAGCGUUUGGUGCUGGUUCUAGGGGUUCUAGGAGCUGCCGACUUAGAAAUAGGUCGCUCUUGGAGAGGGGGAUUGAGUUGCUGACUUAUGCAGCUGACUUUAGUCUUGGUUAGCAGAAGUGGAAAAGCAAGUCCAAAAUUUGGAAUUACAAACCCACCCACCCACCCCACAUUCAGCUGUCCUCCAUAUCUCUACUGCUAGGGGAUACAUCGUGUUAGGAACUGUAUGUUUUAUUGCCUUAUGUUUUAUUUUUUAAAACCUUGUAAGGUGCAUUUUAUUGUUUUCCUCUUAUUGCCAGAGGGAAAAAAGUGCGAAACAAAAAGGUAUGAUUGUAGUGUUCCUUUCGCAAAAGUGUUUUGUCUUCCUCCCUUCCAGCAUAAGGAAAAAUUUCAAAGGAGUACAAGGUGGGUGGGGAUAAAGGAUACCAAAGGAAAGUGGCAGCAAUGGAGUGAGGUUUGCUUGAUGGUUUUUGUUGAGGGGUGGGUUGCUUUUAGGGCUUUUUUUGUAGCAGGCACUCCUUUGCAUAUUGACCAAUCUUCCAAGAGCUUACAGAACUGUUAUUACAGGGCCAACUGUAAGCUCUUGGAGGAUUGGCUACAUCAGGGAUGUGUGGCCUAAUACGCAGAGGAGUUCCUGCUACAAAAAAAAAAGCACUGCUUUUAGAACAAAAGAGGGGAGGGAGGAAUACCUUUGUUACAUAUGGAGCCAUGUGCUAGGUUUACAGAACUCUCUCUUGAGCUGUCUUCAGGGAGUGAAGGUUGGGCCAGGAGUACGUUUUUCUAAGAAAUAUAUAUGAAAUCAAACUGGUAUGUAUCAUAUUUAAAAACAAGAUAAAAUAGUGCAGCCAAUACCAAAAUUUGUUUUCAAUAUUGCAUCCUUUUUGAAAAGUGUAAGCUGAAGUUUCCUUCCAUACGGAAACCCCCUCCCCAGAAUUCCAUCUAGCAUAUUUCUUUUGAAAAUAACAAGAGAAGCAACAUUAAAAUAUCUGCACAGAUUGCUUUUGCUUAGAGCAGCCACCACCGGAUUCCUCAGCAUGGGACAGCUGGACACUUUGAGGGCCGUGGCUUCUUUAUUCUCCUCUGCCGCCUCAGAUGUACAUACCAAGUAGUUUGGCUGAGGAGAGCCGAGCUUUGCAGUCUUGCUGGCUGGUGCCCCUCCUGUCUUCAGAGCAGUGCCCACCAGACUGCCAGCACCUUGGCAGUUUUCCCAUCUUGCUUGAGGACCUGCAUGAUCUGGUCCAAGGGUGGCCUGUGAGGCGCCACGUCUUACCUGGCUGCCUCAAGACUGACACAUCCUUUUUCUGGGGGAAGAGCACCUGUCAGGUAAGAAGUGGUGAUUGCAAACAAGAAAGAAUAGCGAUCGCAGAUCUGAUCAAACUGCAAAUGCACAACUGCACUAAUGUGGCAUGUAAUUUUAUACAACGGGAAAGAGGAGUACGAAUUGUAACUGUUGCGGCUAUCGUUCAUCGUUUGGAAGCCAUGAAAGAAAUUAGCUGAGUUUUGGGGUGUGAAGCAUUCUUGAAGGCAGCAAUCAUCUUGAGGCCAGCUAAUCUGGUCUGUGGUUUCUCCUGAUUUAAGAGCUUUUGCUAUUGCAUCUGUGGCAAUGGUAAUUGAUAUGUUGAUAUUAAGUCAGAAACUUUGUAUCUUUAGAGGUUUCCGAAAACAUUUGAAGAGGAUUAUGUCAAAACAGGAAAGGUACCAGACUCCUGGGAGAUGUCUGAUCAUGUCUAAAGCAUUUGUUUCCUCCGCAUACAAUUUUGCAAUGAUUCCAUAACUCAUACUCCUUUGUGUAUAUAAUUUUAACAUUCUUAUAUACCACAUUAGUACAGUUGGGCUUUCCAGCAACUUUGGUUCUGUUGGGGUUUCCAGCAACAUCAGGUCAGAAGUGGUGUUGCAUACAGAAGGGCAGGGGAGACUUGAAUGGGAUCAAGAUGGACAUUGAAUUAUACUUGCAAGCGGGGGGGGGGGGGUUAUAGCAGGAACUCCUUUGCAUAUUAAGCCACACCCCUCUUAUGUAGCCAUUCCUCCAAGAGCUUACAGGGCUCUUAGUGCAGGGCCUACUGUAAGCUCUUGGAGGAUUGGCUACAUCAGGGAGGUGUGGUCUAAUAUGCAAAGAAGUUCCUGCCACAAAAAAAGCCCUGCCUGCAAGCUUCCCUUUGGCCAUCCCUUGGUUUAGAAGACCAGGAGUUCUCAAGACUAAGUUGAGGAAGGCUUAAACUUUCUUAAGCAUGAACAGAGAGGGAGAGGGGGAAAGCAGGCUUCUUCUAAUUCUGUGCAACCCUUCAAACAGUGCAGUCAAGUGAAAAAGAAAGUUCAGGACCCUUCUGUCUCACUCAGUCCUCUGGCUAUCAUUCAGCAAAGAGGCAAGAAAGCUAGCUGCUUCCCUCUUGACUUCAAGCAUGGGCAAUCUUCAGAAUGUGAAUUAUACCAGAGUUCUCAUGAUUGGGAGUCAGUGAUCCAACCCAGUCAAGACACUUGUAAACCAAAAUGAGGAGGAGUUAGCAAGACAAUUCAUGGCACCCAUGACAGAUAUCAACAACUUCUGUCUUAGAAACUUCUGGGUUUGCAGCAGGUAUGAAACUGAAGAUUCAGAACAGCUACAGAUUCGUGAAAGAAUACUUCAGAGUCUACAAGUUUUGGCCACGAUUCCACUGUUUGAAUUCAUAGGAGGAGUUCAAGGGUGCCGUUCCUGUUUUUCUAGCUUUGAGUGUUGCUAAGUAAUUCACACGGUUCCCUUUGUCUCCCUUUGCGGCGGCAGCCCUAGUGGGGAGAUUGUACAGCUAGCAUGACUAGACUAAGUGGAAACGAGCUGAGGCAGUUAGCUACCCCUGCGGUUCCGCAACUAGGUCAGGCAACGCUGCCUAUAAUGAAUUUGGGUCUCAGCUUUAUUUUGGCAUCAUUUUUCAGAAGUGCUCUGCAUUUGAGUAGAUCAUUGUUUUUUGCUGUUCAUUGUUACUGUCCAGAAAGCUGCAUUUCCUUACUUCAGUGUCUGACGGUCCAAAUCUAACAAAGUAUUGGAACUUUGAUUUGUUAAAAUAAAAAUUCAGCACUCAGAUAUGCCCUUGAAGCCCUACUUUCUGGUUUGGUGCAGACAUAGUGCUGGUUUCUUGAAAAACAUUCUUGGUAAAUUGGCUGAGGAAUGUGUGCGCUCUUCCAUUUUUGGGGCAUUAAUCAUGGUUUAGCAUUGCAAGCGCAACAACCAAGGUUAAUGCUAACCAGGGUUCUCUUUUAACUUAUUUAUUUAAGGCUUUUCUGUCCAGCCUUAUCUUCUUGGACUCAAUGUGGCAAACAAUGUAGCAACCAAAUUGUAAAAGAUUUAAAACGCAGUUGAUCAAUAUGAAAACACUCAGACUUAAUCUACCAAAGAGUUAAAAUACACAGGAUCAGCAACCUCAUGAGCAGAUCUGCUAAGAAAUUCGCCCUCCACCAAACGUUCUGAAACUGGUGACCACUUCAAGGCAAGCAGAGUUGGUUCGCCAUUGCCUUCCUCUGCGGAGUCUUCCUUGAUGGUCACCCAUCCAGGUACUGACCUGGCUUAGCUUCUGAGAUCUUAUGGGAUUGGGCUACACCAGAGGUCCCUGACCUUUUUGAUCCUGUGGGCACCUCUGGAAUUCUGACAAAACACGGUGGGCCACAACCACAUAACAACGGCCACAAAAUGGCUGCCAUAGGAACCAGACCCUGCCAUGCAACGGCUACUGCAGCUUCCCUGCAGUCACACAGUAUAGUGCCUUGUGCUGUGGUGGCAACUGCUGCCAAUGCAACAUUUUUACAAAUCUGCACAGUCAAUCAAAUCUCCAGUGGCCAAUCAGAAACUAUGCUGGGCAAAAGUCCCACCUGGCUUUGCCCAUGUUCUGAAAAAAACACUUUCUAAAGCACUUUCCAAAAAAACACUUGGUGGGCACCAGGAAAGGUGUCAGUGGGCACCAUAGUGCCCACAAGCACCAUGUUGGGGUCCUUGGACUAUGCCAUGCCGCCUUUCCUCCCUGGGACUGUCUUACAUGCCUUCAAAAAUGUGGCAAGGUGCCCUACUUACUCACUCUGGCAGGUAGUUUCCAAGGAAUGGGCCCACCGUGAAAGCAUAAACUGCAAACUCACUUCCAAGAAUGGUUUCAGGUUAUAUGAGGGUAGUGAUGCUUGUGUCGAUGCAUGUGAAGUCAUUAUACCAUGGUUCUUGCCAGUUGGGGGUUGAGACGUGCUGUGAGCCGAGGGGAGCAUGCAUAUCCAGGCUUUUGCGAUUUUGAUCUGCAGAAGGGAAAAGCUUGCUGGGAGCCAGAUUUGCAUCCGCACUUGACUCUGUCAUUGCUAGCCAGUUCCUCAAUGCCAGAUAAACGGGGGCCGGAUACUGUUCGUUCUAAAUGCGUUCAAAGACAUUCUCUUUUCACAAUGGCUGGAGCUAUAGGGGAAAUAAUCCCUGCUAAUGCACAGGAUGAAAUAAGGCAGAGAUGAGCAUGUCUGGACUUGCUUAGAGGCAUUGCCGGGUGGCGACUUCCAAGGGUGCGAAAAGCAGGAUUGAUUACAGUGUUUGUUUUUUCUGUCACAGGAUCAUUUGUCCUGCUCCACUCUCCCAACGGUGAAUGUAUCUUAAGAGCUGGUCACCAUCCAGUGGGAAAUGCUGAUCUAGUUCUCAAGCCUAACUGUCGCUAAGUGAUGUUUUAUUCAUAACAGUUUUCUGAUGUGGAAAUGGCACGGUUAACAGUGCAGUCCUGAAGACACUUUCCUUGAAUUAAGCCCACUAGAAAGAUUGGAGCAAGAUUCAGAAUGGAUCUUUUGAAGAUGAUUCUCUUAACAGUGCAAUCUGAAAAAUAGAGUUAUAUUCCCUUCUAAGUCCAUUGAAGUCAGUGGCUUUAAAAUGGUGUAACCCUGCAUGGGUUGCACUGUAUAUCAUCUUGUGUUGACUUUUCGGUAUAAAAACUAAACAUCUCUCUCCAGAAGAGGGCAUAUUUGUAUACCUUGUGGGCUCAUGCUAAAACCCUGGGGAUGUCUGUUUGUUUUCACAGAAAGGACAUCCUUCUCUUCCAUCUGGUUUUAAGGCAGAAGCCAACAAGUACACGGAGAGUUUUCUGUUAUCAGGCUCAAAAAAAAUUUUUUUUAAGGAAUGCUAAAUUUCUCAUGGAUUGCUGCCUUGUCAUGGCGAGAGGGCUUGCGUGGUUCAAUGAGACUGUGGGCUAUGCCAUGCAGGGUGACCCAAGAUGGACAGGCCACAGCUGAGAACCCAUACUAAAUGUGAUCCACAAAAGCUCAACAUCAAAAAAACCCCUAAGAUCAUGGCAUCUAGCCCCAUCACACCUUGGCAAAUAGAAGGGGAAGACGUGGAAGUAGUGACAGACUUCACAUUUCUGGGAUCCAAGAUCACUGCAGAUGGUGACUAUAGCCAUGAAAUUAAAAGACGUUUGCUCCUUGGGAGGACAGCUAUGGUGAACCUGGGCAGUAUAAUAAAAAGUAGAGACAUCACCCUGCCAACAAAAGUCUGUAUAGUCAAAGCGAUGGUACUCCCAGUAGUAAUGUAUGGUGUGAGAGCUGGACCAUAAGGAAGGCCGAGCGCAGAACAAUAGAUGUGCUGGAGAAGACUCUUGAGAGUCCCUUGGACUGCAAGAAGAUCAAAUCAGUCAGUCCUAAGGGAAAUCAACCCAGACUGUUCCCUGAAAGGUCAGAUGCUGAAGCUCAAAUACUUUGGCCACCAAAUGAGAAGGGAGCACUCUCUGGAGAAGAUCCUGAUAUUGGGAAAGACAGAAGGCAAAAGAAGAAGGGGACGGCAAAAGAUGAGAUAGCUGGACAGUGUUACUAAUGUAACAAACACGAAUUUGAGCAGACUUUGGAGGAUGGUGGAAGACAGGAGGGCCUGGCGAGACUUUGUCCAUGGGGUCACAAAAAGUCGGACUUGACUGUGCAACUGAACAGCAACAAGAAAAAUUUAUUUUGAAAACUGAUUUCUAAGCUCACUGGAAAUCUGUCUCCGGGUAUUUGUAGACCUGGGGCUAAGAGUACCAAAAUAGUAUCAUCAAGAUUGAAUUCUCCCUAGAAGCUAAAAAGGCUAAACUACCAUAUUUUGAUGACAUUAUGAGAAGACAGGACUCUCUGGAAAGGACAAUAAUGCUGGGAAAUGUUGAAGGCAGCAGGAAAAAAGGAAGACCUAAGAUGAGAUUGACUGAAUCAAUAAAGGAAGUCAUCACCCUCGGUUUGCAAGACCUGGCUCUGAACGAGAUUAUUGACAAUAGGACAUUUUGGAGGGCAUUCUUUCAUACGGUCACCACAAAUCAGGAACGACUAACACACAGUACACACACACAUAUCAUGGUAUAAGUGCAAAAAGGCCACCAGUCAUGGGUUAGUUAGUGCCUUCUGUGUUCAUGCAAACGUCACCAUUUCCAACAAAAAACAAGAUUUGUUCUCAGACCUGUGAAAGUCUAAUGCAGGAGUGUCAAACAUGCAGUUUGGGGGCCGAAUCAGGCCCCCGGAGGGCUCCUUUCAGGCCCCUGAGCAACUCUGUCAUCUGCUUCCUUCUCUCUCUCUCUUGCUUCCUUCUGCAUCACGGCUUGCUUUGCAAGGCUUGCUCAAUUGCACAGGAGCUACAGAGCAAAACCUCUUAUUUUCUCCAUUGGCUGAGGCUCCUCCCUUGGGGAAGAAGGGGGCAGGAAAAGCUUGCUUUGACAGGUUUUCUCAGUUGCACAGCAGAGCUACUGAGCUGAGCCUCUCUUCCUUCUAUUGGCUGAGGCUCCCCCCCCCCAGUCCCCUGGGGAAGGAAGGCAAGAGCCAGAGCUUCCUUUGCCCAGGAAAUAAAAAGAAAGCAUCUUUAAGACCAAUGAGUGCUAACGUUUUAAGAAUGUUUUACGUUUUUUUUUUAAUUGUAUUUGUGUUCUUUAUAAAGUUUAUAUCUCUGCUACCUAAUCUUAAAUAGGUACACACGUGGCCCAGCCCAACAUGGCCUGGCUCAACAAGGUCUCGUUUAUGUCAGAUUCGGCCCUAAUAACAAAUGAGUUUGAAACCCCUGGUCUAAUGUGCUCAGUUUGACUUUGCUGCUAACCAAACUGGGCUCAUACUUCAGUUUUGGCUCACUCAUUCAUCUCCUGCCCCCUGGCUGAAAUUCCACAGCUUUCCUAAAACACGUCUCACAAAAUGUUCAGCGCUGCUUAGUAUUGCCACUGUAUUUUUGCCACAUCCUAAGAAAUUUUAUUUAGGAGACGGUCAAUCCUCGUUCUUCUUAAGGGAUGUGGUCAUAAGAGCACUUUGAUUUCAUGGAUGGUCAGAGAAACAGCUCGUGGGUGACAUGUUCGGCUCAAAGAUGCUUGUGGGAGCUGGAGCUCAGAAGAUGGCAAUCCAGUGCCCAUCCUUCUACCAGACCUUUGUGUCUCCUCAUAGGAGAAGGCUGAAUUUAAAGCCAAAGGAAGCAUGGAAUCAAUGCUGGGUUUAUCUAGGUCUUGCAUGGGAAGGUUUUGGGAUAUGAAUUGCAAUUUCAUGUCUACCCUUUUUGCCCCAGUUAAUUAAAUACGUUGCCCUUGGGAGUUUGUUAGUAUGUUCAUGCCAGAAGAAACAUCAGGCACAAAUGAGAACCAGUGUAAUGCCAUCUUGUCAGCAGUCCCUUGGUAGGAAUAUGAACUUUUGGACGGCACAUACAUGCCAUGAGGCAGGGGCGGGGCUCAGCUCCCACCCAGGGGCAGAACUAGUAAGGUCAAGGGGGAGGGGUCUGUGAACAGCGAAGAGGCUGAGCAGAGCCAUAGAAAAGGUGGACAGUUUGUUGCGAGAGGAGAACUGAAUACUGAGCUGGAGGAUGAAGGAUACUGAGAUUUUACACACACGUUGCUGGAUCUAAAAAUUCUUUUCCUUGGAGAAAGGCUCCUCACUUAGGAAUCAAAUAAUGUAAUCCAGAGUCAUAAUUCCUGCCUGUAGAAAGCCUUGUUCUGGCCAGUGUCCUUUUACUUCACAGACGAACAGGCUGGUUCCAUUCUAUCACUUGUUUGUAGUGGCUUACCCCUCAGUUCACCCUAACCUGGAUAGCCCAGGCUAGCCUGCUCUCGUCAGGACACGGAAGCUAAGGAGGGUUGGCCAUGGCUCGUAUUUUGAUAGGAGACCUCCAAGUGAUACCUGGGUCAUCAUGCAGAGGCAGGAAAUGGCAAACCACCUCUGAUCGCCUCUUGCCUUGGAAGCCCUUGGAGUCGUCAUCAGUCAGCUGUGACUUGACAGCAGUUUCCAUCACCCUCACCCCUCAAUUCCUCUGACUGAGUGGGCUGUUGCUUCUCUUCCAGCUCUGGGGUCCAGAGUGCUCUCACAGUGACCCCCCCCCCCCUCUGCAGUCUGGCUCUCGUAAGUUUUCCUUAACUUCUUGCCUCUGCAGGGGUUUACCUGAACAUAUCUUCAUUUCUUGAACUGGAAAAACAAAACUUAUAAUUUAGCAUGGACUAAGAGACUUUUUUUAAGUUGUGAAAAAGUAUACACUGAGGAAUAGAAUGAGUCAGCCAGUCUUAUGCGGUUCUUAACAUCUCACAAGGGUGUUCUUCACCAGUUCAUUUCAGUGCCGGGCCUGUUUGGUGGGAGUGAGGAUAUUUAGCUGCCUGUUUCCAAGUUGUAUCUGCCAUUAAGGUCCAGUAGCAUCCACAGAAUCUUUCCUGUUGUCCUUCAGCAGGGCCCUUGAGCAUGCUAGAUCUUUGCCCAAGAUAGAAAUACAGUAAUCUGGUGUGAGCGUUAAAAAAGGCAGAAAUCAGUAUUGGCAAAGAAAGCCACCACAUUCUGAACAAUUGCUCUUGCUCAAAGUUAUAAGCUGCUGCCAUAACUGGGGCAUGAUUUUGCCUUCCUGCUUAGCUGCAUCUUAGGAGGGUGAUACCAUUUUCUUUUAUUAAACCACAAGCCGUUCCGUACUUUGAAAUCUCAGAAAGGCAGCUGUAUUGACACUUUUGAAAUACGUGAAUCUACUUAAAAUGUAUCCAUUCGGAUGAUCAAUUGGCUCACAAUUUACUGCAGGGUAGGCUUUUAAAAAACAUUUUAGAUGCUUUCUAGGAAGUACUUUACACUUGCUCUGAGAAGCACAUGAAACGAAAAAUACCAGUAAACAAGUCCUGCGGCCAUUGACGUGUGGAAAUGAAUGAGAACUUGAGCAGAGUUUGGAGGUCAUAGACCACUUCCCAUUCUGCUUUAGACGUGUCUUCUAUUUUUAGCACACAGGCCUGAGGACGCUUAUUAGGCUUCUUUGGUUCUGGUCCCAGUAACUCUUGGGACCCAGGCGACUUCCCUUUCCAGAGGUAGAAAGCGUUUUGGUGCUGAUUAACUGAGCCCUGUGCGUACGACAGUGUUGUUUCUCUUUAUAUUUCGGAUUUUAAGUUUGCAAAGCAUUUUGGCCUGACAGUACUGUGAGAUUCCUGUUAUUUUGUCUGUGUUGUAUUUGUUUACAGCCUGAUUUCCCCCUAGCUUUGCUAUGAACAGAGAGAACGGUGGCACGGCAUCACAAGGCCCCAAGCCAGCCCUGUGACAAGAUGCAGCUACAGGACUUCCCGACUGUUACAUGAUCCCUUUCAAAAAUGGCAUUCUUCCCAGCUUCUGGGUGAAAAAAUACAGUUCUAGUCAUUUGAUACUCUCCUUAGGAUACAGGGUUGAAAGAUUUGCACUGAAUAGCACAAGAGAUCUGAAAUCCCAGGCUUGCUUCAGUGAAGCCCCGGCAGGUUUUUAAAAACAUUUUCUUUUGAUGCAUACAAUGAAACAUCUUAGUUUGUCCUGUUUUUGCAUUCGUGCAUCAUGCUGUGUUUGAACCAUGGGAAUGGUGCUUCUGUCUUCGUGGGUAUAGAUUUGAAAUCAGCAUGGAGCAAAUGAAUGAAUCUGUCCCUGGUGUACUGUAAUUGCAGGUGACCAAAACGAUUAGGCUCCUUUAGAAGUGAAGAGUUUUGUUGCUUGACUGGUGCGCAGUUGCUCGCUUAUAGGGUUUUUUUUCUUUCUAGCUGCCUGGAAGCAAGGAAGGGAGAGCAGUUGGGGGGGGUGGAUAUCCAGGUCCAAGGGCUCUGAUUUACUGUGAAUUUUUUUGGGGUGGGGGCUGCCUGAUCUUUUGUGAAAGCGAGAAAAGCACCAGACAUACAACAACCCUGGUACUGAACUACGCUACGAGGAUCCAAACGUCUGCGCUGUGCCAAAGUUUAAAAAAAAAAACACUUCUGCAGCUGGAAAGAGGUCUGCACAUGUAUAUAAUACUAGUUAAAAAUUGACAACCUGUAAAAAAAAAAAAGGAAAAAUAAGAUUUUAAUAGAGAACAUUUUUAUUCUGCUUACACGAUGGGAAACUUUCUGUUCUACGAACUAUUCAAAAGGGGGGAAAUCAGUGACCACUAGAUUUUUCUUUUUUUUGUCUGGCUUGUACUGAUUAACUGUUAUGUUCCUAGUCUAAAGAUGGGCUUCAUUGCCUGUGUUAUUUGAUAUGUGAUUUAAGCUUAUAGCUUUGAGUGACCAAACAUUUUACAGAGUAAAAGUUCUUAGAAACAAGUAAA